AGAGGAGCUUUGACAUUCGAUGGAGAGAUCCCAAGAAGAACUUGAAGCUUCCAACAAUGGCGGAUCAUCACCGAACAAGAUAACUGGAUCUGUUGAUGAAGAGGUAGAGUACCCACCUUUAAACUUGGCUCUAACAGUCACUCCAGAGUUUCUCAAGCAGAUUGAAUCACUCCAACAACAACAACGUCAUGACUCCAACUCAACUCCCCCUGGAAAGACAAAACCUAUGAGUUUCCCAAUCUCGAAGAUCACAAUUGGUGAAUGGACCCGCGACGCAGUCUACGAGCAAGAUCUCAAGGGUAAAAUCUAUUUUGCAUAUAAGAAGAUCAUGUGGGAGUGUCUCGAAGACGACGUAACAACAGAAACAACGAGAAGGAGGAGUAGGAAGAUUGAGAUGCAAUGGUGUGAUGUCUUGUCUCUUAAACCAUGGUACCAUCCACAUGAUCAAACCGGAAUCCUUAGUGUCGAGCUGAGAAAACCUCCAACGUUCUUCAUAGAGACUAAUCCACAGGCACUAAAACACACUCAGUGGCAAAAGUUGGAUCAAGAUUUCACAUUUAAUCACUCUGCUUCUCGUAGCAGGAUGCAUACACUUCAUUUUGCUCCUGGAGUUCUGCAAGCGAAUAUGGAGAAGCUUGUGUCAGGCGAUAGGUUUUGGUCAGAACUGGUCAAAGUCCACUUCCCAACUUCGGAUCAUCUUUACUUCGACAUUUGCCAUGGUAACCACGAGGACAGCAACAACUAAUGACUGAGUGUACUCCUGAUAUUGACAUGGGAGAGAUGAUUUCAACGGCAAAUGUAUAGAACCCACUACUUACUAAAGUUAUAGCUUCUUCUUCUGUUUCCAUUUAUAGAUUUGUCCUCUUUAGGUCUUUUUUACUUGUUGUAUAUAUACCUCCUCUUGGGGUCUUGUAAUGCAGAA
Messenger RNA from Brassica oleracea var. oleracea, 922 nucleotides. RefSeq lists its product as uncharacterized. The record is from RefSeq and is a predicted model, not a curated record. Lineage: Eukaryota; Viridiplantae; Streptophyta; Magnoliopsida; Brassicales; Brassicaceae. The transcript is spliced from 4 exons. The coding region runs from base 20 to 745 and encodes 241 amino acids.